AUGACAUCAAAUUCGGCUGCAUCUACUGUCUCUCUGACACCAUUUCCCUUUGAAACAAAACGAAAUGCUGUUACAGAUGAUUAUGAGGUGAGAAAUGAAGUACUAGGCAUCGGUAUUAAUGGUAAGGUGUUAACGUGUUUUCAUCGGCAAAGACUACACAAAUGUGCACUGAAAAUUAUUCCAGAUUCAGCUAAAGCUAGACGAGAAGUUAUUUUACACAAAAAAGCGAGUGUAUAUCCAAAUAUAGUACGUAUACUAGAUAUUUAUGAAAAUAAACAUUCAAAUCAGCAAUCUUUAUUGAUUGUUAUGGAAUGUAUGGAGGGUGGUGAACUAUUUAAUCGAAUGAAACGUAUAGAUCACAAAAGUUCGUUUACUGAACGUCAAGCUGCUGGCAUUAUGCAUUCAAUAUGUAAAGCUGUUAGUCAGUUGCACUCGAUGAACGUGGCACAUCGUGAUUUAAAACCAGAAAAUUUAUUAUUUACAUCAAAUGAGGAAGAGGCGGAAUUAAAAUUGACUGAUUUUGGUUUUGCAAAAGAAUGCUCAGAUUCAAUAAAAAAUUUAACAACACCUUGUUACACUCCAUAUUACGUCGCACCGGAAGUGUUAUCCAAACAAAGUUAUGAUAAGACUUGCGACAUUUGGAGCUUGGGCGUCAUUAUGUACAUGCUGUUAUGCGGCUAUCCACCAUUUUAUUCAAAACACAGUUUACCCAUAAGCCCCGGUAUGAAAACUAAAAUUCGUGCCGGUGAAUAUGAGUUUCCCGAAGAGGACUGGUGUAUGGUAUCGGAUGAAGCUAAAAAUCUGAUACAAGCUAUGUUAACAGUAGAAUCCGAAAAGAGACCAAAUAUUGAGACAAUAUUGAAAAGUUCGUGGUUAUCUGAAUUCACCACACAUGUUCCAAAAACACCAUUGAAUACAUUACAUGUUCUCAUGGAGGAGUUAGAACAAUGGGAUGAUGUUGAAGCAGCCAUUUGUGAAACGAAUAAAUAUAAUCGAAUGCCUAGUGACGAGGAAAUCAAUAUUUCAACAAAUGAUAAUACGAUAUCGCAGCGACGACAAAAACGGCAGAAUAAUAAUAAUAAGGAAUAG
Didymodactylos carnosus is the source of this 1089-nucleotide messenger RNA. The record is from the annotation of a GenBank genome assembly. NCBI's taxonomy places the organism in Eukaryota, Metazoa, Rotifera, Eurotatoria, Philodinida, Philodinidae.